AGAGAAAAAGAACAGAGCAGAAGUGGGAGUGUAACUUCAACAACACAACAAUAAAAAGAUCCAACUUUCGCGAUCUCUCUCUUUCACUUUUCUUUCUCUCGGCUUCUCUCUCUCUUCAAAACCCUAGCUCUGCAAUCUGGUUCAGAUGUCAACAACCACAUGAAAUUUCCUAGUCUCCUUCAGCUGAAUUUUUGAAGUUCCAGUGCUGAUCGUGAGAAAUCGGUGUUCGGAAUGGCUGCCGCGGAUGGAGCAUUGCUGUUUUCGGUGGCGUCAGUGGUGGAGGAUGUGCUCCAGCAGCAUGGGACUCGCUCCGCAGAUCUUGAUUUGGAGUCCAGGAAAGCAGAGGAGGCCGCAUCCCGAAGGUAUGAAGCGGCAGGGUGGCUGAGAAAGAUGGUUGGAGUUGUAUUAGGCAAAGAUUUGCCAGCAGAGCCUUCUGAAGAAGAGUUUAGGCUUGGUUUGAGAAGUGGGUCAAUCCUUUGCACAGUUCUCAAUAAGAUCCAACCUGGAGCUGUGUCGAAGGUGGUAGAAAGUCCAUGUGAUUCUGCUCUUAUCCCUGAUGGAGCGGCCUUGUCAGCAUAUCAGUAUUUUGAAAAUGUGAGGAACUUCCUUGUAGCUGUGCAGGAGAUGGGGCUUCCAACUUUUGAGGCAUCUGACCUCGAACAAGGCGGAAAAUCUGGAAGGGUUGUGAAUUGUGUUCUGGCGCUUAAAUCCUACAGCGAAUGGAAACAAACUGGGGGAAAUGGAAUUUGGAAAUUUGGUGGAAAUGUAAAACCUGCAGCAACUGGAAAAUCUUUUGUAAGGAAAAAUUCAGAGCCAUUCACAAAUUCCUUCUCUAGGAAUUUGUCAGCUAGUGAAAAUUCUCUUAACGCAAUAUCAAUGGACCUAGACACUAAUAAAAUGCCUAGUUCUGGUUCCUUGAGUAUGCUCGUUCGUUCAAUUCUAUUAGAUAAGAAACCUGAAGAAGUUCCCAUGUUGGUGGAAUCUGUCCUAACUAAGGUUGUGGAGGAGUUUGAGCAUCGCAUUGCAAGCCAAAAUGAGCUGAGGAAGACACCUUCAAAAUUUUUGGCUGUUUCCAACAGUAACAAGUCUCUUUUGAGAGCUGCUUCUAGUGAUACUAAGAUCGAAGACAAAAAUGUUGCACUCAUAAAGAAAGGGGAAUGCUUUCGUAAAUCCUUCGUCCCUGAUGAGGAGUCGAAAGGCCGGAUCCUGAAGCAACAAAUGAUAUUUGACCAACAACAAAGAGAUAUUCAAGAGAUGAAACAUGCCCUCCGAACCACAAAAGCUGGUAUGCAGUUUAUGCAAAUGAAGUUUCAUGAGGAGUUCCAUAAUCUUGGCACACAUAUUCAUGGCCUAGCUCAUGCGGCUUCUGGAUAUCACAGAGUUCUCGAGGAAAACAGAAAGCUAUACAAUCAAGUGCAAGACCUCAAGGGAAAUAUUCGGGUUUACUGUCGAGUGAGACCCUUCUUGUCUGGACAAUUGAACUAUCUAAGUACUGUGGAUCACAUGGAAGAAGGAAACAUUACUAUAAAUUCUUCAAAGCAUGGAAAAGGACGGAGAUCCUUUAGCUUCAAUAAAAUCUUUGGACCAACUGCAACCCAAGAGGAAGUCUUUUCAGACACCCAGCCACUCAUUCGAUCUGUUCUUGAUGGUUAUAAUGUUUGCAUAUUUGCGUAUGGCCAAACAGGAUCAGGGAAAACUUACACCAUGACUGGACCCAAAGAGCUUACACGGCAAACUCAAGGUGUAAAUUAUAGAGCAUUGAGUGACUUGUUUCUUCUCUCAGAACAAAGAAAGGACACCUUCCGCUAUGAUGUUUCUGUACAGAUGAUUGAGAUUUACAAUGAGCAAGUUAGGGAUCUCCUUGUUACUGAUGGCCUUAACAAAAGAUUAGAAAUCCGUAACAGUUCUCAGACAGGACUCAAUGUACCAGAUGCAAACCUUGUUCCAGUGUCAUCAACAGCUGACGUUAUUGAUCUGAUGAACCUUGGACAAAGGAACCGAGUUGUGGGUGCAACAGCCCUCAAUGACCGUAGUAGUCGCUCUCAUAGUUGCUUGACUGUUCAUGUUCAGGGAAGAGACUUGAUGUCAGGAACUAUUCUUCGUGGCUGUAUGCAUCUGGUUGAUCUGGCCGGCAGUGAGAGAGUAGACAAAUCUGAGGUCACUGGAGAUAGACUAAAGGAGGCACAGCAUAUUAACAGAUCUCUCUCUGCUCUAGGGGAUGUCAUCUCUUCCCUUGCCCAGAAGAAUCCACAUGUCCCUUACAGGAAUAGUAAACUCACACAACUUCUUCAAGACUCACUUGGGGGGCAAGCCAAGACACUAAUGUUUGUUCACAUUAGCCCUGAACCGGAUGCUGUUGGAGAAACAAUUAGCACACUUAAAUUUGCAGAGCGGGUUGCCACGGUAGAACUUGGUGCUGCUCGUGUAAACAAGGAUAGUGCAGAUGUGAAAGAGCUGAAAGAACAGAUUGCUAGUCUUAAGGCAGCUCUGGCAAGGAAAGAGGGAGAACCAGAGGACAUGCAACAUUCAUUUUCCAACAGCUCUGAAAGAUACAGAACAAAAGCCAGUGAUUUAUCACCUUUUCAUUCUAACAAGCAGGCUGGAGAUAUGUUAGAUGAUCAAAAUAGCUGCAGGCAACCAAUGGGGGAUGUAGGCAACAUUGAGGCACGCGGCAAUUCCAUGAUGAGGCAAAAGAAGCAAAGCUUUGAUCUUGAGGAGUUACUAGGGAACUCACCUCCUUGGCCUCCAGUCAGUAGUUCUGUGCAAAAUUAUGUGGAGGACGACAAAGACAUGGGCUCUGGUCAGUGGGUAGAUAAGGUUAUGGUGAAUAAGCAAGAUGCUGUACCUAGAGUUGGAAACCCUUUAGGAUGUUGGGAAACAGAGAAUAGGAACUUGCCUGAUGCUUUCUACCAAAAACUUAUUUCAGAUUCUUCAAAGCUAUUCCCGGAUCAAUCAUAUAACAUAUUCAUGGCAAACAAUCGUUAUGACAUUGCUAAUAAUGAUGAUUUGGAUGAGGAUGCUGCCACCAGUGAUUCUUCUGAUGCCGAUUUGCUUUGGCAAUUCAAUAAUGCAAAAAUAACUAGCAUGACUAAUGGGAUUGAGCCAAAGAUCAAGAAACCUAAUACAAAGCCAGCAAAUGGUCCAGAACUAAGGAAUUUGAAUUCUACUGUGGGCCCUUCACCAUCACGGAAACCAUCAAAUGGGGUUGGGACCCGACUGCACAGGAACGGAAGGCACCCAGUUCCCGCAGAUGGGAAGCGGAAAAUUGGGAAUAGAAAGUAGCACUGUGAUUACUCACAUUUGGGAGAGGUGUUUUCCAAUUCUUUUAUUCCUUUGAGAGAGGUUUUUUUUUACUUAAAUAUUUUGUGUUUUAUAUAUAGAUCUUUUUUUUUGGUGUUCUUUAUGGUAUAUAGUUCAAGGCAGCAAUAAUUCAAGUUGCUUGUAAUGUUAGUGGUGAGCUCACAGGUGUGUUCAACCUGUUUUGUUUCUAUUACAGAUACAUCUAUUUGAAGAAUCUAUACACUUCGUUGUUUUUCUUUU
Messenger RNA from Vitis riparia (riverbank grape), 3540 nucleotides. Its product is annotated as kinesin-like protein KIN-14I. The record is from RefSeq and is a predicted model, not a curated record. Gene Ontology annotation, biological process: microtubule-based movement. Bases 232 to 3282 code for a protein of 1016 amino acids. Lineage: Eukaryota; Viridiplantae; Streptophyta; Magnoliopsida; Vitales; Vitaceae. Gene Ontology annotation, molecular function: microtubule motor activity; microtubule binding; ATP binding. The transcript has 19 exons.